Molecule: messenger RNA, 477 nt
Organism: Penicillium pulvis
Lineage: Eukaryota; Fungi; Ascomycota; Eurotiomycetes; Eurotiales; Aspergillaceae
Exons: 3
Coding region: 1-477 (158 amino acids)
Source: RefSeq, a predicted model, not a curated record
AUGAAGUUCUCAAUUGCUACUGUUGCCGCUCUGGCCAGCGCUGUCAGCGCCUCCCUCCCUGCUGCCUUCACCCUCGUCGCUGAUGGCGGAAAAACCGUUCUCACUGAUGGCCAGAACCUCUGGAUCGGUGCCAACACCACUACCCACGAGAUCGCUAUCCUCCGCAGCAGCAACACCGGCGACGUUUCUUUCACCUCCAAGAACGAGACUCCCACUGGCUUCCAGAGCCUCUACAUGAUCCCCAACGAGGUCGAGCCCCUGGCCUUUACCCGCCCCCACUCCGGUGCUAUGCCCCAGGGUGCCAACAUGACUGGCUUCGGAGUCAACAACAAGGGCUAUUUCACUCACGGCGGCAAGGCUUACUUCGCCGUCGACGGAUACGGCUCAAACCCCGCUAAGGAGAUCUACUGGUACGGCUCUCACAACGCCGAGUACAUGGCCGCCAACCUGUACGUCAAGGAGUGCAAGGGUUGCUAA